Nicotiana attenuata is the source of this 663-nucleotide messenger RNA. RefSeq lists its product as uncharacterized. Gene Ontology annotation, biological process: DNA integration. Lineage: Eukaryota; Viridiplantae; Streptophyta; Magnoliopsida; Solanales; Solanaceae. The record is from RefSeq and is a predicted model, not a curated record. Bases 1 to 663 code for a protein of 220 amino acids. Gene Ontology annotation, molecular function: nucleic acid binding. The transcript has 2 exons.
AUGCAUGAAUUUUACUUGGAGAUCCGAGAUCGUAAAAGAACAGAGAAUCAAGUGGCUGAUCACUUGUCUAUGUUAGAAACUCGGAAUCAUGUAACUGAGGGAGAUGUCAUCAAGGAAACCUUCCCGGAUGAGCAAUUGUUGGGCGUUACUGCAGGGGAAGUACCAUGGUACGCAAAUUUUGUAAACUAUCUGGCAAGUGGAGAAAUGUUGCCUGAUCUUGAACCUCAUGCUAAAAAGAAGUUCUUGCGAGAUGUGAGAUCAUAUGUGUGGGAUGAGUCAUUUCGGUUCAAAUCUUGUAUUGAUCAGUUGAUGAGAAGAUGUGUACCCAAUCUGAAACAAAUGCUAUCUUACAUGACUGUCAUGCGUCGCCUUAUGGUGGUCAUCAUUCGAGUGACAAAACGGCAGCAAAGAUGUGGCAAUCGGUGGAUGGAGGCCACUGCUCUUCCUACCAAUGAUGCCAAGGUUGUGGUCAACUUUGUGAAAAAGCAUAUCUUUACAAGGUUCGGCACCCCGAGAGUGAUGAUAAGUGAUGGAGGCACUCAUUUCUGUAACAAGCUAUUGGACAAUGUCUUAGCGAAAUACGGGGUCAAACAUAGGGUUGCAACCGCUUACCAUCCUCAUACCAGUGGACAAGUUGAAGUGUCAAACAGAGAGAUAAAGUAG